GCGUUAUGAAUCAAGUGGUAAGGAAUAUUUAGAUCCAUCGAUACCAUUCUUGCAAAAUCCAAAGAAAAAACGUGGAAAAGGGUGUUCAAUAGGCACCAAGAGAUUUAAAUCAGCUUGUGAAACUCCUAAAUCUAAUGCAAAGGGUCAAUGA
Funneliformis mosseae is the source of this 151-nucleotide messenger RNA. The record is from the annotation of a GenBank genome assembly. Lineage: Eukaryota; Fungi; Glomeromycota; Glomeromycetes; Glomerales; Glomeraceae.